This is a messenger RNA of Symbiodinium necroappetens, 201 nucleotides long. The record is from the annotation of a GenBank genome assembly. Lineage: Eukaryota; Dinophyceae; Suessiales; Symbiodiniaceae.
AUGUCUCCGAGCCCAGUGGCAUCUCCAGCUGCAGCUCAGGAUGAAGCCGAACCCCCUGACGAGCUCGACGCCGUGCUGGCUGUCCGCUCGAUCGCUGCCUUCCUGCAGCAGAUGCGCAGGGAGCAGAUGACAGGUAUUAUGGUGCCGAUGAUCCAGCUGCUGCUGUGGCCGGUCGUUCCUGCAUACUUUGCAGAGAGAAAC